Molecule: messenger RNA, 7506 nt
Organism: Zeugodacus cucurbitae (melon fly)
Lineage: Eukaryota; Metazoa; Arthropoda; Insecta; Diptera; Tephritidae
Gene: mirr
Product: homeobox protein caupolican
Exons: 5
Coding region: 3076-5424 (782 amino acids)
Biological process (GO): cell development; neuron differentiation; regulation of transcription by RNA polymerase II
Cellular component (GO): nucleus
Molecular function (GO): RNA polymerase II cis-regulatory region sequence-specific DNA binding; DNA-binding transcription factor activity, RNA polymerase II-specific
Source: RefSeq, a predicted model, not a curated record
ACGGACGGACGGCAGACGGGACGCCACACCACGCCGGUGUGUAUCAAACGGUGUAGUUACAAAUAUUUUAUUGCUUAUUCACAUCGGUUUUGUGCGCGAUUCGCGGAUCGGGUGUGUUUCCUUUGACCGUUCGAGAACGCCACACGGUGGGUGAGCGAGAGAGAGAGACACGAAGAGACGUAGGUGCAGCAGUAGAUUUUGUUGUUGUUUGCAGAACGAGUUGUUUAAAGUUGUUGUAAUACUUAUCUGCUAAAAUUCGAUAAAAGCACAAACACACACAUGUAGGCGCGUGCAAUUUAAUACCGUAAAGGCAACUGCAAACGCACGUUGUAAGAGGAUAAUUAUAUGAAUACCUGUGCAAGACAGUUUUGGUGUUGGUUUUUGGCCAUUUUAUUUGAUUGGACGUCUUAAAGAAUAUGUGAGCAGGAAAAACCGUCGGCAAUUGUGUUUUAAAAUAUAAAAAUAUAUUUUUAAAAUAAAAAAAAAAAUAUUUUUACAGGAUUUUUGGAAAAAUUAUAUUAUUAAUUAAUAUAAAUAUUUUAAUUAUAUAUAAUAUAAUCAAUUUAAAAAUAAUUUAAAAAUUAAAAUUCACAGCCUCAUAACUUCGCCGCUUUCGUUCCAAUAUUCAAUAUGCAAUUUAGUGGUGCUUCCACGGGUACUUACCUCUUCUUUGUACUUUACAUUCAUUCAUUAAUAUUUACAUAUGUAUGUACAUAACUAUGUACGAACAACUUUCUUUACUUUAAAUUGUAUGUUCGUUGCCCAUUUAAGUCUUGUCAAGCAACAAUUUACCAGCAACUAUAAGCUGUUUACAGUGUGUCCCACCAGCAACCGCUUUGCGCUGAUGACCGUGUAUUGCUGAGUUGCAAUUUUAAUUGAAAUUCGAUACUUCAGUGCGAGUUGCAAGUUUACUAGUCAAUGCAGAUACAGAAAAAACCUAAAAAAAAUGAAAUAAAACUGCAAUUCAGAUUGAAAUGGUGAUAAAUGCAAACGCGUACAUAAGCAUAUAUGUUGGCGCAUUAUACCCGUAAAUCAGCGAUAUGAAUGUUGGUAAACCGCUAUGGUAAACACGCACUGCUUACCCCCCUUCAUGUUUGCUGUGCACCCAUUGCAUGGGUCUGCCGUCAGGCAGACUUUGCUGAUGUCGUCUACGACGCCGUCGACGCUUUGUCGGUGAUCCCAAUAGUUCAUCCGGUAUAUAUUCGAAAUAUUUCCGGAAUUGCAAAGCACGCGAUAACAACAAGAAAAUGUAAUAAGUAAUGGAAGGAAAACAAUAUGAAUUGAAUAUUUACGGUUAUACCCUUUAUGGUUCGUGGUUUGAUUAUGAGAAGUUGAGAAGAAUUUGUGAAAAUAAUAAACUUAAUAAAAAUUAUUUUAGUGUGGAGUAAAUUUGAUAAAAUUAUCCUUGUUGUGUAUUAAAAGUUAAUGAUCCCAAAGGUUAAGAGGCUGUACCCAGCUAUAAAUCCCUCUUUUUGAUACAAAUAAAGUUGAAAAACGAAAUAUCUCAAAUUAACUUCAUAAUGAUUUUGUUAUAUUGAUAUAAAACCCGUUAACCUUUGAGUUAUCGGAAUAAAUUUUCAUUCUUCAAGUUUGUAAAUAUCGGCAACUGAUUAAGAUAUUUCAAAAAAAAAAUUUGUGUACCUUUUAAUAUUUGUAUUUUCAUUAUGUUGAAAGCAUCUGAUACUUCAUAUUGCUGUUUUCCGUUCCUAUUUUUAUUCAUUUGUAUCUCUGCAAAAUAUAUUUGUUCAACAUAUUAUAAUCAGAUCAGCCCGAUAUACCUCUUCCUUAUAUUUCUUAAUUCUUAGAAACAUUCUGUUUGAUAGACGACGAGCUUUUCAUAUUUUAAUGACUAUAUUCUGAACUUCAAAAAAUUACGUCCAGAACUAUUUGGUACAUAGGCCCACGAGCCCGUAGUUAAUAUUAUACAUAUAGAGAGGCAAAACUGUCGAGCACUUUUAUGAAGACUUGAUUUCCCUGACAAUCUUAUCUGGUAUCCAGGAACUAUUUUUUUUGACUCAUUUUUGGUUUAACUAUCACUAUAAUUAUCGACCAAAAAUUAUAAAAUGUGUAAUUUUCCUAAGUAAAAGUAAUGAAUGAAUGGAGUACAAAUUAUAUAUAUGUUCAUUCCAGCAAAUUCUUACUUAAAAGCACAAUUUCUUGCACACAGGUCAUACUUUCUUUUGGUCAAAAAAUAUCACAAUAAAUAAUUAUGAAAUAAAAAUAUAAAUAAUAAGCAAUAACUAGGUGUUUAUAAAAAGUCAAAACUCAAUUAAAAAUACCUUUUCAUUGCAUUAUUGAAUUGUGAAUGAAUUUACGAAACUCACUACGUUUGCGCAAUUCGAAUGAUCGUCAGCUAAAUGCGAGCUUUUAAUUCAUACCUGCAAUAUGUAUAUGCAAAUAUGUAAGAACUGUAAAGACUUGCUAAUACAUAUCUUUUUGGUUGUUAAAUGCUUGUGUUUAUGAAUUAUUAACAACAACAAAACACUACUACAUAUGUACAUAUGUCGACCUGUGCACUAUGUUUACAAAACACAAGUCGUUGUUGUCAGCGCUCAAUUGUCAUACAAAUCGCCGAUUAGUGAUUGCGUGAAGUUCAAGCGAAGAAAGUGUUAUAUCCUCAAUGCGGAUCGGUGAUCGCUAAAUAUGAUCGAGUGAAAUUUAUACAAAUUUGUAGUUACAUACAAUAAAUAUGCCAAUAUGUGCAAUGCAACAUUGUUUUGCAAAUUAUGCAAUGCAAUUCGAUGCAUUGUUUAUUUGAUUGAUUAAAUGAUUAUACAGUUUUGUCGCUGUGAUUAACAUUAAAACUUAAACGUUUAGGCAUUACGAGUGAUUUGUGUAGAUAAUCAUUAAUUCAAUUACUCGCUUCGGUUGUCUGUACUUAUGUACAUACAUACAAACAAGUGUACAUUUAUACAUACUGUUAGCAUAAUAACUCUAACGCGUGUGUAAUUGCAUUUGAUUUGCAUUGAAUUUGUUACAAUUUGUGCGCAUUUGGUUUAUAAUUUCUACUUAAUGCACUUCAACUCAUAAUAAACAAUUAUUCAGCUGUGAAACGAUUUGAAUUCAUAUAAAAUCAUGUCAUACAACGUGCCGCAACAAAAGGUGACAUUACAACCAACGACAACAGCAGGCAGUUUUAUGAACGCCGUUUCAACUCGACCGACUGCAUCGCCCACAGCCGCCACCGCACAACCCGUCGCGCCGAUCCAACAGCACCCCACCAACCUUAGCACCAACGCAACGCACAACGUAGCCACCGCUGCUGCUGCCAACGCGCCGCAACCCACACUCACCGCUUCGGUUGCGUCCGCUGUUGCCGCUGCCGCUGCCGCCGCCGCUGCUGCUGCAGCAGCUGCAGCUGGCGCUGUGCCACCAACAAGCACAAGCAUAAAUAAUAACAACAACAACAGUCACAUUAACAGCAACGUCGUGCCUUUAACCAAGGGCAUUACGUCCACAGUAGCAACGCCGCUAACAAUCACAUCCGCCGCCGCCGCCGCUGCAGCUGCUGCUGCUGCCGCCGCACAUCAUCAUCAUAACAACAGCGUCAAUAGCAGUCCAAUGGCCGUAACAUCGUCAGUACCGCCGGGCGCGCGCUCCAUAUCGCCAUGCUCAGCAGCUGCCACACCCUACGGCAGUAGUAGUAUACCAGGUGGCGCGAGUCUUAGCGCGAGUGGACCCGGUAGUGGUGUAACGGUUUCGGUAAUUGGUCCACCGGGCAGUGGGCCGCCAGGUCUGCCACCCAGUUUGGCGGGCGGUCCACCAGGUGCGCCUGGUGGUGUACCACCGCCGCCGGGUACGCCGGGCUCAAAUCGUUGCUGUGAUACUGGACGCACAAUCUACACGGAUCCCGUUAGCGGUCAAACGCUGUGCUCAUGUCAAUAUGAUAUGCUCAGCUACCAGCGGUUAGCGGCCGCCGGCGGACUUGUCACGGGUCCUGGAGGUGUGCCGAUAGGCGUCUAUCCCGAAGGCAUGUCUGCGUAUCUAUCGGGCAUAGCGGCCGAACAGCCGCCGUUCUAUGCGAAUCCGGCUGGUUUGGAUUUGAAAGAGAAUUUGGUAGCUGGCGGUGCGCCAUGGCCAUAUCCAUCGGUUUAUCAUCCCUACGAUGCAGCGUUCGGCUAUCCAUUUAAUAGUUAUGGUGUCGACUUGAAUGGAGCGCGUCGCAAGAAUGCCACCCGCGAGACCACCUCAACAUUGAAAGCCUGGCUGAAUGAACAUAAGAAGAACCCUUACCCCACGAAGGGGGAGAAAAUCAUGUUGGCAAUUAUAACGAAAAUGACGUUGACGCAGGUGUCGACAUGGUUCGCGAAUGCGAGAAGAAGACUGAAAAAAGAGAAUAAAAUGACGUGGGAGCCGAGAAAUCGCGUCGACGAGGAUGAUGCAAAUAUCGAUGAUGACGAUCAUAAGAGCACCGAUGAUAAUGAUUUGCUAGAUGCCAAAGACUCUGGUUUGGGCUCGAACGAUGACAAAGAUCGCUCGAAUCGUUUGGGCGACUUGAGUGACCGUCCCGGUGAGAGCAACAAUAGCGAAUGGUCUGGUUCGCGUCCUGGCUCACCAAAUGGCUCACCCGACCUUUAUGAUCGCCCCAUGGGCAUGCCUGGUGGCGGUCAUCCACUCUUUCAUCCCGCCGCGUUACAUCACCACUUCCGCCCACCAGCCGGUUCACCACCCGACAUCGCUGCCUACCAUCACCAUCAACAACAGCUGUUGCAGCAACAUCAGCAAGCUCAACAUAAUUCUUUACAAGCGGCUAGCGGUGCAGGUGGUCUUGGCGGUGUCAGUACCAGCGCCAGUUUAGCAGCGAAACCACGCAUAUGGUCGCUAGCGGAUAUGGCAUCCAAGGAUGGUAAAGACUCAUCCGCGAAAGAUAGUCCACCCGGCGGUAUAGGUUUGCCCGGUAGCGGCGGACUUGGCGAAUUACCACCCACACAUCCCGCACUCUAUGGCCAUCCCGCGCAACAUGCCUCACCCGGUAAGAUUUUGUCACCGCUGGCGGCGCGCAUACCAAAUUAUUCACCUUAUGUGCGGCCCGAUCUGUAUCGCGGUUUUUACAACCCCGCCGGUCUUACGGGACCCUCUCAGGAAUUUCUCGAGCAUCAGCGUAAUUUCAACGCCAGCCUAGCAGCACACAAUGGACUCAGCAUGAAUCCGCUGCUAUGGAAGGCCGCCGUUACUGGUGGCACACCCUUCGCGCCACUCAGCCUCACCACAACGGGCAGUCAUCAUACGCCACAACAUGUGCCACCACCAGCGGGCGCCUCACCAUCAGCCUCCAGCACAUCCUCAUCGAUUGGUUGCGAUGUUGUGCAGCCACCCACCUCGAUGAGUCUCUCACAAUCACAUCAUAUGGGUCCCAUCUCCGGCAAUUCCACAUCCUCAUCGAACUCCUCCAAUUCGGGUAAAUUGUCGCCGGGCAAACCAUGACAGUUGACCGUAAUACCAAUGUCGCCGUCGGUAAAUGCUACAACAAACAUAACCAAAACAACAACAAUGUUGUCCGGAGCGAAUGCAGCGCUGCCGCAGUCAACUACAGCUGCUGCUGCGUCGUCGACUUCGCUGUUACUCGUCAGCGCUGCAACCCCUGCGCUCACACACACACACACUCAUACGCAUACGCACACACUGACCCAUGUGAUACCAGCAGCGGCAGCGGCCGCAGCAGCAGCUGCCUCAGCAGCAGCUGCCUCAGCGUCGCCAAUGUCCGCCUUUCGUUCGUUGAUCGCAUUUCGCGAACAGCAUAUGCAACAACAAGCGCCAAAAGUGACGUUGCGGCCGUAAUUCGUAUAACGGUGUACAACCGAGUGUGUUGUUGUAGCGUGAGGUGAGUAAGCGAAACAACACGCAUACACGGAGAGUGUUUGUGGAGGUGGGCGCAACGAAAUUGAGAAUUUGACCUAUCGGACAAUAAUUUACAUGUGAUUUGAUAAUUUUUAAUUGAGCGGUGAGUACACAGCCCACUUGUAGACGUUUACACCAAAAAAAGUAUUUGAUUAGCAGAGCAAAUGUAAAAACCAGUAAAUAUGCAAGUAUAUACAAAAAUAUGUAUGUAUGUUAAGUUAACGGCAUUCGAGUUUCUCUGUUUAGUCUUCUUUUUCGUUGCAAUGUAUAUAAGAGUAGGUGGAAGAGUACAUAUUAUAUAUAGACAUAUAAAGAAAAUAACCUAAAAUAGUACACCGGAAGAAAUAACCAAAACUCAAAGAAAUAAAACUUAUGCAACAGAGCUUAUAGCGAGUAACAGUUAGAAAAAGAAAUUGUAAAAAGCACGAUACACAGAACGAAAAAUAAAAAAAUUAAAAGGAGUAGAGUCGAGUUAUAUACAAUAAGCAAAUAAUUUUUCGCAAUGUAAAAAGAAAAGAAAAAACAUUAAAGUAUUCGAGACACAAACUACAAAUCAGUGACAAAUUAUGCAAUAAAAAUAAUUAUAAUUUAUUUAAAUUAAUUUCGCAAGCUGACAAAAAACAUAUCAAAGAGCAGUAAAGCAGUGAGCAGCGCAGUAAUAAAAAAAUAAUUAAAUAAUUUUAAGCAAACAAUUUUUCAGUGUAUACUAAAAUACACUCACACAUACUUAGUCGUUUAGGUUGUUUUGUAUUGUUUUAAGCAUAAAACGUUUUUGUUCCUGUCGUUUGUAAAAUAAUUUAUUAAAUAAAAAAUAAUAAAUAAAAAUUAAUUAAAAUAAAUUUUUAUGCAACUUUAAAGUUGAAAAAAAAAAAAACAAAUCAGCGUAAUUGAGAAAAUAAGCACAAUUUUGAAAAAAUAAAAAAAAAUUAUAAUGUAAUGCAAGGUCUGCAAACCUUAAAGUGUAGCAAGCAUUUUUCCAAUUUAGCAAUUGGAAAAUGAUAUUAACAUAAAUGUAUAUUUUUUGUAAAUUGUAAAUAAUCGCAUGUAUACAGAAUUUGUGUUUUACUUAGCACAUACUUAAAUACAAUAAUAAUUAGAUUAUUUAACAUACACUGUAGUAAACGUAAAUAAGUGAUUAGCAAUUAGUUAACUAUGUAUAUGUGUUGAAAAUAACAGUAAACAAGGAAAAUAAACUGCAAAAAUUAUGUGAAGAAAAGUGAAUAAUUAUAGUCAUAAUGCAAAGUGUAUAAGUAAUGGAUUGUAAUUUAAUAUAAUUAGUACACACACACAUACAUAUAUACAUAUACAUAUAAAUAAAAACGAAGCAGUGCAGUAUGUAUUACAAAUAAUUAUUAUUCUAAUGCAAUAAGUAAACGAAAAUUAUAAAAUUAAAAAAUAAAUAAAAAUAAAAAAGAAAUAUGUGAAAUAAAAAUACCGUUGAGCAUACAACGCAUUGUACCAUUGUAAUUGUAGUACUUAUAUUAUUUAAUUACAUUUUACAUUACUAGCAAUGCAAAGCUGAGGUAUGUAUUUGUGAAAAAUGAACAACAAGAACAGCAAAUGAGCGCAUUGCGUACAACGCUAGAAAUAGCUGGCAAAUCGCAACAAAUCGUUUGAUUGUGAAAUCGCUUUAAUCGUAAGCGGAAGCAAGAAUAAAAAAAAUACAAA